Molecule: messenger RNA, 1216 nt
Organism: Durio zibethinus
Lineage: Eukaryota; Viridiplantae; Streptophyta; Magnoliopsida; Malvales; Malvaceae
Product: proteasome subunit alpha type-4
Biological process (GO): ubiquitin-dependent protein catabolic process
Cellular component (GO): proteasome core complex, alpha-subunit complex; proteasome core complex
Source: RefSeq, a predicted model, not a curated record
AGGAAAAAAAGAAAGGCCGAGGGUCAAAAUGGAAAUUCAACAUUUAGGCGAAUGCAAGUGUGAGGUUUCUUGGUGUUUGGGUUAAUCCUCCUUGUCUUUUCCCAAUUCAACCCGGAAGCAGAAGCAGAAGCAGAAGCAGAAGGCAGAUCGGCUUUUUCAGUUUUAAGAUAACAAAUGUCUCGAAGAUAUGAUAGCCGCACAACGAUCUUCUCCCCCGAAGGUCGUCUUUACCAAGUUGAAUAUGCGAUGGAGGCUAUUGGGAAUGCGGGAACUGCAAUUGGGAUACUGUCAAAAGAUGGUGUAGUUCUGGUUGGUGAGAAGAAAGUCACCUCCAAGCUUCUACACACAUCAACGUCAACUGAAAAGAUGUACAAGAUUGAUGAUCAUGUAGCAUGUGCUGUGGCUGGAAUAAUGUCUGAUGCUAAUAUACUCAUCAACACAGCCAGGGUUCAAGCCCAACGCUAUACUUAUGCAUACCAAGAACCAAUGCCGGUUGAACAGCUUGUGCAAUCCCUCUGUGAUACCAAACAAGGCUACACACAGUUUGGUGGGCUUCGUCCAUUUGGUGUUUCUUUUCUGUUUGCUGGUUGGGAUAAAAACUUUGGUUUCCAGCUAUACAUGAGUGACCCGAGUGGAAAUUAUGGUGGUUGGAAGGCUGCUGCAAUUGGGGCAAACAACCAGGCGGCACAAUCAAUGCUUAAGCAGGACUUCAAGGAUGAUAUUACUAGAGAAGAGGCUCUCCGGCUUGCACUUAAGGUGCUCAGCAAGACAAUGGAUAGUACAAGUCUUACUUCUGAAAAACUUGAAUUAGCUGAGGUCUUCCUCUUGCCUUCGGGAAAAGUGAAAUAUCAAGUUUGCUCACCAGAGGCUGUGAGCAAGUUGCUUCUGAAGUUUGGAGUGACCCAACCUGCUGCCGAGGCCUCUUAAGUUAUGGACUUCGUCUUAAAUAUGAGUUUUAGGACUAAUAUGAAAGCGUGAUGCAUGCUAAAUUGCAUUUUAGGCAUGAUCAGGGCACAUGAGAGAUUCUCAUUUUAUCACUUGCAAUUUCAGUUCUUAUUUUAUGAGCUCCUUGAUACUGGAUGAUUAGUUCUAAAUGGAGUUUUCAUUUGAAUAUCCACUGUUGGAAAUAGCUGUGAAUCAGAUUUCUUUAACUCAAAAUUUUGUGAACAUUUCAUAUCAGCAUAUAUGAAAGAAUAAGAAACCAAAUUGCAAGAUU